Molecule: messenger RNA, 6567 nt
Organism: Symphalangus syndactylus (siamang)
Lineage: Eukaryota; Metazoa; Chordata; Mammalia; Primates; Hylobatidae
Gene: ABCC3
Product: ATP binding cassette subfamily C member 3
Biological process (GO): transmembrane transport
Cellular component (GO): membrane
Molecular function (GO): ABC-type transporter activity; ATP binding; ATP hydrolysis activity
Source: RefSeq, a predicted model, not a curated record
CCAGGAACCAGGGAGGCUAGCUCCACUUUCUGUGCGACCCUUGGCAAGUGGCAUUGCCUGACUUGUUUCCUCACUCACAUUCAACUUAGAAUUGCUGUGCAUAUACUAUGUGCCAGGCACUGUGGUGUGUGCGUUAACAAGCUUUGGGUCUUUAAACCUUCCCAACAAUCCUAUGCGGAAUUGCCCCAUUCCCAUGUCACAGAUGAGAAAGCAGGAACUCAGAGAGGUGAAGUGACUUGGCCAAGGGCACACAGCAAAGAAGGAAUCGGGUCUGAGUCCAGGACUCUGAGCUCCGACUGAGGUGCUCUGUCCCCACCAUCAGGCUCUAACAUCUGUCUCAGGAGUGGCUUGGACUAGAACGAGCUCUCAGAUGAGAGGGUGGGAAGGAGAGCUGCCUAGUAGCUAAGCCCCCACCUCCUUGCCCCUCCGUGCAUGCAUUAAUUUGUUCAGCAAACACUUAUUGAACCUCCAGGGUACCAGAAUGGUGCUCGAUACUAGGGAUACAGAGGUCAAUUAGACAGGGUCUUGAGGUCUUAUGGGAGAAACCAGUGUGUAAAUCAAUUAGAAUUCAGUGGGGGCGGAAGUGUUCUCGGGUGUCUGAAAAACCCCAGGAGGGGCAAAGAAGCCAGCCUGGGACGGAGCAGGAAGCGCCCACUGGCUUGGGAGGUCAACAAAUUUGGAGAGACAAGUAGGUGAAGAAACAGGGGAAAGUUCAGCCUCAGCUUAGUCACAAAGCCCUGAAACAGCAUGACUCAGGUGUUUCUGAGUGGCAGAGGAAAUGGCAACGAGAGGGAGGGGCAGGAAAACAGAGAGAGGGAGAGCUAAGGAUAUCCUUGAAAGAUCUGAGCCAGGGAGGGGCAUCUGGCUUCAAGGAUCUCCUGCCAGGAGUGUGGGGGAUGUAGGGCAGGGUGGCUGGAUGGAAGUGGGCCAACCCGGUCAGAUGGAGUUCAGGCCAGGAAUGAGACAGGCAUUCAGGAGCUAUUCGGGAGACGGGCAUGUGCGCCAGAGACAGAGGAGUGCCAGGCAACCUGGGUGCCGGCCUGGGUAACUGGAGGACGAUGGACCUUUUGCUGAGAUGAUGGGCUCACUGGGAGGAGGAGGCUGGGUGUGGGGCAAGGUGGUGGAUGGAGUCUGGUCACGUUGGGCCAGUGGUGCUGGUGGGUCCUCCAAGGGGAGAUUCCCAGCUAGCUGGAAGUCAAACUCUUGAGCCCAAGAGUUUGAGACCAGCCUGAGCAACAUAGCAAGACCCCGUCUCUACAAAAAAAGUUAAAAUAUUAGCCAGGCCUGGUGGCAUACGCCUAGAGUCCUAGCUACUCAAGAGGCUGAGGUGGGAAGACUGCUUGAGCUUGAGAGGUUGAGGCUGCCGUGAGCUGUGAUGGCACCACCACACUCCAGUCUAGGUGACAGAGAGAGACCCUGUCACAAAAAAAAAAAAAAAAAGAGAGAGAGAGAGACACCAGUCACUGGGCUGGGGCCACUGGGUCCCACCCUACUCCAAUAUGACCUCACCAAAUGAGGCCACGUUCACAGGUACCAGGGGUUGGGAGCUGAACAUAUCUUUUUGGGAGACACAACUGAAGCUAUCACAGAAGGGGAGGCCUGGCUAUGAUUAUGGCUGGAGGGCUCCAAGUGGUCGAGAGGAGAGUGUCUCAACAAUGAAGAGACUCGGUCAUGUUAAUAGGUGAAGGUAUAGAGCUUCCAGCAGAGGUGGCCAGGGUGAAGCUCAGCAGCAAAGGGGGCAACAGCGCAGCAAGUUCCUGAGGAGGCAGAGGAAGGCCAGGGCUCGGGAGCAGGGGCAGCCUCCGACAGCCUGAGCCCCAGAAAAAGGAGGACAAGCCCCUGGAGGGCAGUUUGUGGGUGGCAGGGAGUUCUCAAUGGGCGGCUAAGCAAGAAGUCAGGUAGCUGCUGAGAGGGGUCGGGGGCUGGGAUGGGCCCGAAGGGAAGAGAAGAGAGGUGAAGAAGGCCCCAAGAGCGGGGGUGGAUUAAGGACCCAGAGAAGGUCGCUAGGCAGUGCUGGGGGCCACUGACUUUGGAAAGGUGGAUUUGAGCGGCGAGAGUCUUUGUGGUCAUGUGGUGGAAUCUAGAGCCCCCAGCAGCCUAGGAGAAGGAGCAGGGAAGUCCAGUCAAUGGAAACGUGGCAUUUCUUCCUGCCAUAUGUCAGGAGGUAAGAAGGCAGGCAGGUGAGGCUGGUGAUGAGAGCGUGAUCGAUAGGGCGUGCAGCAGGGUCCAUGGUGGAUAGAGAAGGAGGUGAAGGCAGAGUGGAGCCAGGAGGCCGUGGUCUUGAGGCAGUACUGGGUUGACCCUCCCUGGCCUAAGGGGUUGGAGGGGGUGGAGGUUUCAGAGGCCGGGGAUGCAGUGGAGACUGCGGGUAAAAGCAAAGGGCAGCAGAGGAGGGAGCAGCCAUGGGGGGAGCACUGCCCACCUCACUCCUCUCUCCUCCCCACAGCAUCCUGAUCAGGUUUAUCUCCAACCCCAUGGCCCCCUCCUGGUGGGGCUUCCUGGUGGCUGGGCUGAUGUUCCUGUGCUCCAUGAUGCAGUCGCUGGUCUUACAACAGUAUUACCACUGCAUCUUUGUGACUGGGCUGAAGUUUCGUACUGGGAUCAUAGGUGUCAUCUACAGGAAGGCUCUGGUUAUCACCAACGCAGUCAAACGUGCGUCCACUGUGGGGGAAAUUGUCAACCUCAUGUCAGUGGAUGCCCAGCGCUUCAUGGACCUUGCCCCCUUCCUCAAUCUGCUGUGGUCAGCACCCCUGCAGAUCAUCCUGGCGAUCUACUUCCUCUGGCAGCAUCUGUUGCUAUCCUUCCCGCAGAAGCCAGGGAGGAAAGAGAGACUUGGAGGGAGAACCUAGGUCCCUCUGUCCUGGCUGGAGUCGCUCUCAUGGUCUUGCUGAUUCCACUCAACGGAGCUGUGGCUGUGAAGAUGCGCGCCUUCCAGGUAGAGCAAAUGAAAUUGAAGGACUCGCGCAUCAAGCUGAUGAGUGAGAUCCUGAACGGCAUCAAGGUGCUGAAGCUGUACGCCUGGGAGCCCAGCUUCCUGAAGCAGGUGGAGGGCAUCAGGCAGGGUGAGCUCCAGCUGCUGCGCUCGGCGGCCUACCUCCACGCCACGUCCACCUUCAUCUGGAUGUGCAGCCCCUUCCUGGUGACCCUGAUCACCCUCUGGGUGUACGUGUAUGCGGACCCAAACAAUGUGCUGGAUGCCGAGAAGGCCUUUGUGUCUGUGUCCUUGUUUAAUAUCUUAAGACUUCCCCUCAACAUGCUGCCCCAGUUAAUCAGCAACCUGACUCAGGCCAGUGUGUCUCUGAAACGGAUCCAGCAAUUCCUGAGCCAAGAUGAACUUGACCCCCAGAGUGUGGAAAGAAAGACCAUCUCCCCAGGCUAUGCCAUCGCCAUACACAGUGGCACCUUCACCUGGGCCCAGGACCUGCCCCCCACCCUGCACAGCCUAGACAUCCAGGUCCCGAAAGGGGCACUGGUGGCCGUGGUGGGGCCUGUGGGCUGUGGGAAGUCCUCCCUGGUAUCUGCCCUGCUGGGAGAGAUGGAGAAGCUAGAAGGCAAAGUGCACAUGAAGGGCUCCGUGGCCUACGUGCCCCAGCAGGCAUGGAUCCAGAACUGCACUCUUCAGGAAAACGUGCUUUUCGGCCAAGCCCUGAACCCCAAGCGCUACCAGCAGACUCUGGAGGCCUGUGCCUUGCUAGCUGACCUGGAGAUGCUGCCUGGUGGGGAUCAGACAGAGAUUGGAGAGAAGGGCAUUAACCUGUCUGGGGGCCAGCGGCAGCGGGUCAGUCUGGCUCGAGCUGUUUACAGUGAUGCCGAUAUUUUCUUGCUGGAUGACCCACUAUCCGCGGUGGACUCUCAUGUGGCCAAGCACAUCUUUGACCACGUCAUCGGGCCAGAAGGUGUGCUGGCAGGCAAGACGCGAGUGCUGGUGACACACGGCAUUAGCUUCCUGCCCCAGACAGACUUCAUCAUCGUGCUGGCUAAUGGACAGGUGUCUGAGAUGGGCCCCUACCCAGCCCUGCUGCAGCGCAACGGCUCCUUUGCCAACUUUCUCUGCAACUAUGCCCCCGAUGAGGACCAAGGGCACGUGGAGGACAGCUGGACUGCGUUGGAAGGUGCAGAGGAUGAGGAGGUACUGCUGAUUGAAGACACACUCAGCAGCCACACGGAUCUGACAGACAAUGAUCCGGUCACCUAUGCGGUCCAGAAGCAGUUUAUGAGACAGCUGAGUGCCCUGUCCUCGGAUGGGGAGGGACAGGGUCAGCCUGUAUCCCGGAGGCACCUGGGUCCAUCAGAGAAGGUGCAGGUGACAGAGGCGAAGGCAGAUGGGGCACUGACCCAGGAGGAGAAAGCAAAGAUUGGCACCGUGGAGCUAAGUGUGUUCUGGGAUUAUGCCAAGGCUGUGGGGCUCUGCACCACGCUGGCCAUCUGUCUCCUGUAUGUGGGUCAAAGUGCAGCUGCCAUUGGAAGCAAUGUGUGGCUCAGUGCCUGGACAAAUGAUGCCAUGGCAGACAGUAGACAGAACAACACCUCCCUGAGGCUGGGCGUCUAUGCCGCCUUAGGAAUUCUGCAAGGGCUCUUGGUGAUGCUGUCAGCCAUGGCCAUGGCAGUGGGUGGCAUCCAGGCUGCCCGUGUGUUGCACCAGGCACUGCUGCACAACAAGAUACGCUCGCCACAGUCCUUCUUUGACACCACACCCUCAGGCCGCAUCCUGAACCGCUUCUCCAAGGACAUCUAUGUCAUUGAUGAGCUUCUGGCCCCUGUCAUCCUCAUGCUGCUCAAUUCCUUCUUCAACGCCAUCUCCACUCUUGUGGUUGUCGUGGCCAGCACGCCGCUCUUCGCUGUGGCCAUCCUGCCCCUGGCUGUGCUCUACACCUUAGUGCAGCGCUUCUAUGCAGCCACAUCACGGCAACUGAAGCGGCUGGAAUCAGUCAGCCGCUCACCUAUCUACUCCCACUUUUCGGAGACAGUGACUGGUGCCAGUGUCAUCCGGGCCUACAACCGUAGCCGGGACUUUGAGGUCAUCAGUGAUACUAAGGUGGAUGCCAACCAGAGAAGCUGCUACCCCUACAUCAUCUCCAACCGGUGGCUGAGCGUCGGAGUGGAGUUCGUGGGGAACUGCGUGGUGCUCUUUGCUGCACUAUUUGCCGUCAUUGGGAGGAGCAGCCUGAACCCGGGCCUGGUGGGCCUUUCUGUGUCCUACUCCUUGCAGGUGACAUUUGCUCUGAACUGGAUGAUACGAAUGAUGUCAGAUUUGGAGUCUAACAUCGUGGCUGUGGAGAGGGUCAAGGAGUACUCCAAGACAGAGACAGAGGCGCCCUGGGUGGUGGAAGGCAGCCGCCCCCCCGAAGGUUGGCCCCCAUGCGGGGAGGUGGAGUUCCGGAAUUAUUCCGUGCGCUACCGGCCGGGCCUAGACCUGGUGCUGAGAGACCUGAGUCUGCGUGUGCACGGCGGCGAGAAGGUGGGGAUUGUGGGCCGCACUGGGGCUGGCAAGUCUUCCAUGACCCUUUGCCUGUUCCGCAUCCUGGAGGCGGCAAAGGGUGAAAUCCGCAUUGACGGCCUCAACGUGGCAGACAUCGGCCUCCAUGACCUGCGCUCUCAGCUGACCAUCAUCCCACAGGACCCCAUCCUGUUCUCGGGGACCCUGCGCAUGAAUCUGGACCCCUUCGGCAGCUACUCAGAGGAGGACAUUUGGUGGGCCUUGGAGCUGUCCCACCUGCACACGUUCGUGAGCUCCCAGCCGGCAGGCCUGGACUUCCAGUGCUCAGAGGGCGGGGAGAAUCUCAGCGUGGGCCAGAGGCAGCUCGUGUGCCUGGCCCGAGCCCUGCUCCGCAAGAGCCGCAUCCUGGUUUUAGACGAGGCCACAGCUGCCAUCGACCUAGAGACUGAAAACCUCAUCCAGUCUACCAUCCGCACCCAGUUUGAUACCUGCACUGUCUUGACCAUCGCACACCGGCUUAACACUAUCAUGGACUACACCAGGGUCCUGGUCCUGGACAAAGGAGUAGUAGCUGAAUUUGAUUCUCCAGCCAACCUCAUUGCAGCUAGAGGCAUCUUCUACGGGAUGGCCAGAGAUGCUGGACUUGCCUAAAAUAUAUUCCUGAGAUUUCCUCCUGGCCUUUCCUGGUUUUCAUCAGGAAGGAAAUGACACCAAAUAUGUCCGCAGAACGGACUUGAUGCAAACACUGGGGGCACCUUAAGAUUUUGUACCUGUAAAGUGCCUUACAGGGUAACUGCUGAAUGCUUUAGAUGAGGAAAUGAGCCCCAAGUGGUGAAUGACAUGCCUAAAGUCACAGCUAGUCUGAGCCAGUUAGACUAGUCCCCGGUCUCCCGAUUCCUAACCGAGUGUUAUUUGCACACUGCACUGUUUCCAAGUAACGAUUUUAUGAAAUGACCUCUGUCCUCCCUCUGACUUUUCAUAUUUUCUAAAGUUUAGUUUCUGUUUUUUAAUAAAAAGCUUUUUCCUCCUGAACAGAAGACAGCUGCUGGGAACUCAGUCCUGUACUCUGGGGUGCUGCCUGAAUCCAUUAAAAAUGGAGUACUGAUGAAAUAAAGCUACGUGGCCAACAA